This is a messenger RNA of Centruroides sculpturatus (bark scorpion), 714 nucleotides long. Its product is annotated as ribonuclease H-like. NCBI's taxonomy places the organism in Eukaryota, Metazoa, Arthropoda, Arachnida, Scorpiones, Buthidae. Bases 1 to 714 code for a protein of 237 amino acids. Gene Ontology annotation, molecular function: RNA-DNA hybrid ribonuclease activity; nucleic acid binding. The record is from RefSeq and is a predicted model, not a curated record. The transcript has a single exon.
AUGACAAACACUAAAAGUAAAAGCUCAAACUGGAUCAUCCACACUGAUGGCUCCAAGACAACUACUGGAGUUGGGGCAGGCAUUAUCAUCACAAACAAUAAAGGUAAACACGUCUAUCAGGCGAGCCUAAAAAUGGCUCCUCACUGCACCAUAACUCAAGCUGAGUUGUGGGCUGUCAACAGGUCAUUAGCCUAUAUUGAUACUAAUAUGAACAACUCCAAAAAAACAAUAGAAGUAAAUGUAGACAGUAGGGUGGUGUUACAUACUCUAAAUAACCAAAGAAAAAACUCAACUUUAGCUAAGGAGGCAAUACAGCUAGCCCAAAGAAUAGCAGGCACAAAUAACUUAAUUAUUCAAUGGAUGAAAGCUCAUGGGGGUCAUGAGGGAAAUGAAAGGGCCGACAAACUAGCGAAAAAAGCUGCAACUACCGAUUCCAAAAUUACGUAUAGUAGGGUUCCUAAGACUGAAAUACACAAUCACCUUCAUGAAAUUGUCGAAGAACUGUGGCAAAGGGAGUGGGAGAUCUCCAACACUGGGAGAAGCUGUUACAACUUCAUCCCAAGGAUACAGGAUAGGAAAAAAAUAAGACAUUUAAACCAGGCUAUGAAAUCACCCAGUGCUUUACUGGGCAUGGAAACUUUGGAUCAUACCUUUUCAGAUUUGGUAAGGCAACAACAAACACAUGCGAGACCGACAACAUUGAAGACAACGUAA